CAGGCAAGUUGAAAGUGAGCAAUCAUGAAUCAUCACAGUCCUUAUUCAUUGUUCUAUUAGCUGACAACCGUUCAUGAAAAGUUGGGUUAGUUGCAUGUUCUGCCUGAGUCAGAUAUAUCCAUCAUCAUAAACUCUUCUCUCUCAGCUCAAUUAAUUGAUAGCCAGCAAGAUAACAAGCAAUAAUAUAACGGUAUUUAAGUGGCUAGUUACACUUCAUUUUUGAGGGGUUUAGUUGUGAAAGAUGGCUGAUUCAGAUUUCGGGUUCCCAUCUGACAACGGAGUGCUGCCUGUCGAGGUGGACCCAGCUGCAGCUUUCUUAGCCCAGCAAGAAAGCGAAAUAGCGGUGAUAGAGAAUGACGACGAAGGAGUCGGAGCUUUGGAGGGAUCCGCCGAGUUCCCCGAACAACCGCCGACAGCGGAUUCACCUGCUCCUGUCGAAUAUGAUGCCGGAUUUGCAGACGCUUCAGCAGCCACGGUAAACGGAAACAUGUUUGUGCUGGAGUCCAACGGUCCAUCGGACAGCUAUGCGGCCAUCGCCCAGGUGGACUCUCUGCGAGCAGAGCCUGAGAGCCUGCGUAAGUGGAGGGAGGAGCAGAAGGCACGGCUGGAGCAACUAGACUCUGCGUCCAAGGCUGCGGAGGCUGAGUGGAAAGAGAAGGCCAAGAAAGAGCUGGAGGACUGGCAUGUGCACCAGAAGGAACAGAUGGAGAAAAACAAGGCCAACAACAAGGCAUCUGAAGAGGCCUUCCUGUCUGAGGCUGACGGUGACAGCCCAGGGACGGAGUGGGAGAGAGUGGCCCGUCUCUGUGACUUCAACCCCAAGACCAACAAGACAGCCAAGGAUGUGUCCCGAAUGCGCUCGGUGCUCAUAGCCCUCAAACAGACACCUCUGGUGCGCUAGUACGGCCAAUGGAACGGAGGAGUGAUGGUUCCGGUUUCCCUUCUUUAAAAACGCUCUUCAGUUAUGAACUCUGUUUGCAUUUAGGCAGAAUGUGUACUAGCCUUAUCAUAUGGGUCUUCUUUUGGUGGAGGGUUCUUUUAUGUUCAGACCCUCUUUUCUGCCAUGUCUCGGCGUAGUGUCCCUCUUUUCUGCCAUGUCUCGGCGUAGUGUCCCUCCUCUUUUCCGCUAUGUCUCGGCGUAGUGUCCCUCCUGUGUUUCUAACUGUGGAGGAAAGGUAUUUUGUCUCUCCCACCAUCUUUCCUUAUUCUGAUGUAAUGUAUCCAGUGGAAAUAUAAGUCACGACCUUUAACAUGGAGUGUUCUGACUGUUCUCUCUCCUUUUUAACUUCCCUCAGCAAUGCUACAUUACUGACGCUAAGAAAAAUAUUGUUACUGUAAAUACUUCAUUAAACUCCUUCCCUCUCCUAAACUACAGAGUGCAUUGGGUCAGACACCCCUCUCUCUCUUAAGCAUGAUGCCUCUCCCAAUAAGUGUUUUUUUUUGUAAUUUUAUAAAAUACCAGAUUAGUUUAA
This is a messenger RNA of Salvelinus fontinalis (brook trout), 1472 nucleotides long. Its product is annotated as clathrin light chain B-like. Gene Ontology annotation, biological process: intracellular protein transport; clathrin-dependent endocytosis; clathrin coat assembly. The transcript is spliced from 5 exons. Gene Ontology annotation, molecular function: structural molecule activity; clathrin heavy chain binding. Bases 242 to 901 code for a protein of 219 amino acids. The record is from RefSeq and is a predicted model, not a curated record. NCBI's taxonomy places the organism in Eukaryota, Metazoa, Chordata, Actinopteri, Salmoniformes, Salmonidae. Gene Ontology annotation, cellular component: plasma membrane; clathrin coat of coated pit; synaptic vesicle membrane.